Molecule: messenger RNA, 2224 nt
Organism: Phasianus colchicus (ring-necked pheasant)
Lineage: Eukaryota; Metazoa; Chordata; Aves; Galliformes; Phasianidae
Biological process (GO): protein monoubiquitination; protein polyubiquitination
Molecular function (GO): ubiquitin protein ligase activity
Source: RefSeq, a predicted model, not a curated record
AGAAGCACAAAUUUAACAAAUAAGAAAACUAACAUGUAUGCUUAAUAAAAAGAAAGGCGUGUCUUCACAGGCACACGUAGGUGUAGGUGGGUUGAAAUAUUAUUAUUGGCAAUCACUACGUUUUCCUCGCCAAAUGGCACAAGCUCAUAUAAUGUGCAAUGCAUGUAGGUUUUGAUUUGAUUGUGUGUGUGGUGAACGUGUGAAGGGGCUUAGCCCUGCCCUCCACAGCAUCCUGUUGUUAUCUACGCAGUCCGCACUUGAGCUUCACACAAUUGGCUCAUUAAAGAAAAAAAAAAUCUCUAAAAAUUACAUAAUGUUAAAAGUUUAUGAUCCUGUGGGGCUGCGUUCAUGACUGUCCAGGGACACAGGCUGGACAGGCCAGGUUUAGUGGUAGACUACGGGUGCGUGUGAUGACCCAAAUGAUGUCACCAAGCAAGAGGCUGUGACACCAGCAGGCAAGAGAUUGUGUGUGUGUGCGCAGCUGUCACUGCUUGUGUUGAGGCACUGGCAGAACCUGGCUCAGUCUGGCUUGUUCCUGGAUUGUGCUGAGCGUUACUGUGAAGCUUGGAGGUUAAGCGAGACUUUGUGCUGUGCUGGGUUGUGCCUGUGACUGCUUGCAGCAGCUCUCAGUGUCCAUCCGCACAGCAUCACUCAUUUCCCUGGCCCUGCCCCGCGCAGGCAGCUGGGACCCAGCAGGACGUGCUUGCAGCAGCAGAGCACUGGCGAAGGAGAGCAGCUUGUCACCCUCUGCUCUCCCCACCUGCAGCAGCGAGAAGACCAUGGCUGCAACAGAGGAAUGGAUGUGUCCUAUCUGCCGCGAGGUGCGACAAGACAUUGCGACUACGACCCCAUGUAACCAUUUGUUCUGCCUUGGCUGCAUCCAGCGAUGGGCAAGGCUGAGAGCCAGCUGCCCACUCUGCAGGAUUGCUAUGAAGACCAUCAAGGUUUCUGUGUGGGGAGACAAACAAUACAUAGAAUGUGUUGUCUCCCCGCCUGCAGUGCCAGUACCUGCCAGCUUUCAUGAUAGCACCAGCACUGUCCCUGCUGGCACUGUGGCUCCAUCCUCCCUGCUACUGCCACCUGAGCAGAGGGGUACAGGGCCAGAACUGAGAGAAAGAGUGGGAGGCCUCUUGCCACAGGAGUGGGCAGCGCUGUUCAGGGAGCAACACAGCAUCCUCAACCCUGUGCUGCCCUCCCUGCACCAAAAGCUCUCUUCCAUCCCUGGGAUCAACUGGUGGCAGGUCCGAUCAGCGGAGAGCCUCUUCCUGUGUUGCUUAUGUCAGCUGGGGCCAGACAGGGAUGCCAUGCUCCAGUGUAUAGAGCCCAGCAUGGGAUCCAUUGCCCUGCCACUCAUUGUCUGGCUCAUAGACACCAUUAUCAGCCGGUGCAGCCAGGAGGCCCGGAGGCUACGGGGUCUUGAGGAUGAUGGAACUGCCCAGGAGCUGGAGGACAGCCCCAUAGCUGCCUCUUCACAGACGACUCUCACCCCCAGCUCCUCACCUGCCAGCACCUCUGCAGAUCCAGACGUGCAGGAGCUCCCUGGCACAUUAAGCGGGGUUCCCCAUGGGGAUGAUCAUAAGCUCCCCUCCGUACCCAGCUCUGGGGAGCAGGAGCAGCCCUUCGUGCCAGGGCAGGAGGCAGCAGGGCCCAGUGCCCAGGGCUACAGUCGCAGGCGCUCCACUCCCAGCUGGGGCAGGAAGCGCUCCUCUAGGAGUACCCAGCGCCCCAAAAAGAGGAGGGCCAACAACACCCAGGAUGCUCCCCAGCCCCGCAAGAGGCUGCCUCCUCCUCUGCGUAAGCAGAGCUUACGAUCGUUUAUAAAGCAAAAAUAAUUAAAAAAAAAAAAAAGUAGACUAUUCCACAGACAGAGUUGCAUUCUUACUCUAAACAGAGCUACUGCUGCCAUGUUCAAACUGCCACUCCCUGGAGGUGCUUAGGUGUGUAGGUAUGGCAACUGAAUUUAGCAAGGGAUAUGAAAAAUAAUAAUAAGGGGUUCUACAGUUACAUAGACAGGAUAAGACAGAUGAAGGAGAAUAUUCCCACUCUGAUAAAUGAGGGUGGAGAACUGGCUUCCUCAGACAUGGAAAAAGCUGAGGCGCUCAAUAAGUGCCUCACCUCAGUCUUUACUGGUGGUCAGACUCCCCACAUCUGCCAGGGCCAUGAAGCUGUAGGUGUGGGUGAGAGGAGUGGAUUCCAUCCCAGUGUGAAGUAGAACAUGCCUGAG